UGUAUAUGUAUGUAUAGUAAAUAAUCUAAUAUACAGAUAAGAAUGUUUGUCAACAUGAAAGCUUGAGCCCAAAACGAUUCAAAAACGGCAAUUCAUUAUAUUGAUAACAGCUACUUUGUUAAUAAUAAUUCUAAUAUUUUUUUCAGACGCUUAUCUUCCAACCGGGUUUGUCAAUUACACUUAAAACGAAACCGUUAACGGCUGGCAGCUGUUUUAUUUUUACACUACUACUGUCUACUUCAAAAUUAUACUUGCUAAAAAUACACAUACAUAUUUACGUUCAGGACGUGCAAAAAACUAAAGAUUGUUCAGGCAAUCAUCGUUCGUGGGCUUACAAUCCAUUGAAAUCCAAUCCGGGGCCUAUAUAAUAUAUAUACAUACAUAUUUGUACUUGGCGGUAUACUAGCUGUUGAUGGCGAUGCAUGCGGAAAACAUGACGCAAUAACUAUAAUAUAUUGCAACUCCACCGAUGAGAUUCAAACCUAAUUGAAUGAUUUUUGGAGUUCAUAUUUGCGCUCAUGAUGUUGGACCCUAUGGAGAUUUUUAUGGACUUUCAACUUUCUAUAUGAAUUGCUAAUGAUUUCGUAGUACUACUGGGUGAAGAGUUGUUUGACAUUUGACACAUUUUAUGCAUGUUUUUCUAAAGCUUUAUACAUAUUUUCUGAAACGUAAACAUACAUACAUACAUAAAUAUUGUCAAAAUUAUAUAUAAAUAUUGCCAGGAAAAACAAUAAUAAAAUGUCGAAUUUCAAUAAAAUUUUCAAUAGUACGACCAUCACUGGACGCGCCAAUGUUGCCAAAGCGACUUACGCUUCCUUUGCCUUGUUCUACAUAAUACAUCGCUUACGCAAACGCUCAAAGCCUGCAACGCAUUGCACCGACUGCGAGUGUAAGAAUUGUCACGAUGGAAAAACAGCAACGCCAGAUCAAUAUGAUAGAGAUGCCAGCGGUAGCGCGUGCGAUGUUGAGACUUGGCGGCGCGCAAUUGACGCGAAUAAACCGUCAACAACAAAUACCGGUGGUACUGUUGGUAAUGAAAACGACAUUACGGUGAAUACAGUUGAGGUGGCAGAUGCAGGAAGUGCCGCUAAACGCGAAGUACACAUUUUGGGGCCCGUAAAAGUGCAUAAGCAGCAGGCAAAAAUGAAAUCCUGCGAUGCUGAUAAUUAAUCGAUAUUUAUACACAUUUUUUUUAUAGAUUUUUUUUAUAUAUUUUUUAUGAAUUCAACAUUUUUCGAGUUUCAACUUGAUUUUUCGAUAACUAAAUUUUGAAAACUUAUCAAAUAAAAAAAAAUUUUAAACAUCGUUACAUAAAAGAAAACUGCUUU
Messenger RNA from Bactrocera dorsalis (oriental fruit fly), 1328 nucleotides. RefSeq lists its product as uncharacterized. The transcript is spliced from 3 exons. NCBI's taxonomy places the organism in Eukaryota, Metazoa, Arthropoda, Insecta, Diptera, Tephritidae. The record is from RefSeq and is a predicted model, not a curated record. Bases 739 to 1170 code for a protein of 143 amino acids.